AUGGAUUUGAAGGCAUUGGAAGUUGCGGUAUUUUUAAGUAAUGGUACAGAAGUUAUUGAGCCAAACAUUCUGGAUGAACUUACCAAGCUAAGACACGUUGAAAUUGAAGAUCAACCAAAUUUUAACGUCUACUAUUCCAUACAUUUUACAAAGAAGUCUACGACUACACUCAAUGAUCCAUACUAUGGCCUUUUUGCUGACUUCAAGAAGUAUUUAAAGGAUGAAAAAUCAAAAGAUUUAAAAAUCAUUAUUGAUAAGCGUGAAGUACGUGCUCAUAAGUUUGUUCUUGCUGUUAAAAGUCCCACAUUGGCUAAUAAGUUCCUAGAAAGACCAGAUGCUGAAAGUUUGAAUUUAGUCGACAUAUCUGUUGAAAUAUUUGAUCGAAUCUUAAAGUACAUUUAUUCCUGUGAACUUCGAGACAUAGACUUUCUGAUGCUUAACGCUGCUGCAGCAAGGCUUGAAAUUAAAGACUUAAAGGAUUAUGCAGCUACGAAAAUCAUGGAAAGUGCUAAGAGUAGCAAUGCACUUGAGGCUUUUGAACUGAGUUCUAAAUCUGGACAUGAUGAAUUGAAAAAGAAAGCUUAUGCUGAAAUUAAGAAGAAAUAUCCAUCGACUAACUUUAAAGACGAAUGGUUGAUGCAUUCUGAUAUGUUGGGAAAGAUCAUUGAAGGAUUUAAGAAGCAAGAAGAAGAAAUGAGGAAGUUUGAAUGUGUAUUUAAAGUUAUUUCUAUUAAGAAGAAGUAG
Molecule: messenger RNA, 744 nt
Organism: Chironomus riparius
Lineage: Eukaryota; Metazoa; Arthropoda; Insecta; Diptera; Chironomidae
Source: the annotation of a GenBank genome assembly